This is a messenger RNA of Mercurialis annua (annual mercury), 3695 nucleotides long. Its product is annotated as translocase of chloroplast 159, chloroplastic-like. The record is from RefSeq and is a predicted model, not a curated record. The coding region runs from base 347 to 3508 and encodes 1053 amino acids. Gene Ontology annotation, cellular component: chloroplast outer membrane. The transcript has a single exon. Gene Ontology annotation, biological process: protein targeting to chloroplast. Gene Ontology annotation, molecular function: GTP binding. NCBI's taxonomy places the organism in Eukaryota, Viridiplantae, Streptophyta, Magnoliopsida, Malpighiales, Euphorbiaceae.
UUACUCUUAAAUUUGUGUUUGAAAAUUGGUUUUAUGUAUGUGGACCUUACGACAAAGAAAGAAAAAACGUAAUAAUAAGUGAGACAAAACCUAAAUCUCUUUCUUAUCUAAACCCCUCACUCUAUUUCAUGUUGUCUUGAGAUUGACAAACCGUAUAAGAAGACAGAAUCUAACCUACAUUUUUGAAAACACAACAGCAUCCUAUCUACUGUUCCAGCUCGUUAGUAUCUCCUUGGCAAAUCAACACCUAUAGUUCAAGAAUCAUUGAAACAAGACCCUAAAAAUUUAAAGUAGUUCCUGAUUUUAGCUUUACUGUCUUUGUUUGUUUCUCAGUUUAGGCAAAGCUAUGGCUUCAAAGCUCCAUGUCUCACUUUCAGCAGCACAAGGGUCCUCUUCUACAGGUUCUUGUUCUAUCCGAGCUCCUCUUACUCCUGAUGAUGAUGAUGGUGAUGGUAGUAGUGGUGAUAAUGCUUCAGAAUUUGAGUCUAAUAGUCAUGAGAAAUCUGAUUGUAGUGAUACUUAUAGUAGUAUUUAUAAUGAGUUUGAGUCUGAAGAGUAUUUUAGCGGUGAGGAGUUUGAAAGUGCAUCAGAGAAGGUUUUUGUAGCUGGCCCAGAUGAGGAAAAUCGAGAACUAAGUAGCUUUUUUGAUAAAGUUCGAACUUUUAGGCCUUUUGUGAAUAACCCAUAUGAAGAAAGUUUGGGGAGUUCCGUUUUUGAUGAUGAAGAGAGUGGUAUAACUGAUGAGGAUGGUUCUGUUGUUGAUUCUGGGAGUCCGAAUGUGGCGAGAGUUAGGCCUAUUGCCCAGUUGUCGAUGGAAUGUGAUGAAUUCGAUGAGUUGUUGUGUGAUGAGAGAGCUGUGGAUGAUAGGUUUUCGAAUAUUAUUAAGGUGCCUACUCAUGGUUUUCAUGAUAGAACUGAUAGUGCACCUAGAGUGGAAGUGUCUGUUGUUGAAGAAGGUGAAAUGGUCGAGUCAUUAGUGCAAGGAGAUUCGUCAGUUGCGAAUGAGUCUCAGUUGUUAGCGGUAAGAGUUAAUGGUGAUUUGCUGGAUAAACUAGCUAAUGUUAAUACGUGUGUUUUGAGUAGUGAAGAUGGUGAGUUGUUAAUAAAGGGUUCUAAUGGCUCUGUUUCAGUAGAACUGAUUAAAGAUGACUGCCGUGUUAUUUCAUUGGAAGCUCAGGUUGGGCCUUUAUUGGAGAAUAAGGAAGUCGUUUUCGAAGAAAAUUUAAAGUUGAACAAAGAUGCUAAGCAUGUUACAGAGGAUUCUGCUUCAGUUGAGUUGGUUGAGGAUCAUGGAUGUGUUGUUGUAUCUGAUGGUCAUGUGAAAUCUUUGGUAGAUAUCAGUUUCUUGGAGAGGAACUUUAACGAUUAUGCCAAGCAUUUUGUUGAAGAAAGUUUGCCUUUUGAGAAUUUGCAGCAGGGAAAGAUUGAAUUGGAUAAUGGAGAUGGGCGCAGUGUGAAGAACAUAGGGCCUGGUUUUGUGAAUCAUCUAUUAGAGCUAUGUGGUGCUAGCAUGAAAAUGCAACAGAGUGGAGAAACGGUUAGUGGUUGUGAUGUUACCCAUGAAAGUGUGUUGCGCGAGGAUGAUGACAUUUUGUUAGAGCUGGAAGAGAUAAAGGCUGAUGGCAUCAACCUGCUCAAGAAGCAGAUAGCUCAAAUAGUUGAUAGUUCUAACAACCAGAAAAUGAUGCUAGAGUCUGAAGAACUAAAAUUGAAAGCUUUGGGGUUGGAGACAGAGAAAGAUGUAAAUCUCAAGAAGAAUGAUCAGAAAAGUGCCAUUAGUGGAAGUGUUUCUCUUGAGAAUAAAACUGGCCAAGAAAUUGGUACAAUAUGUGAACUUUUUGCAUCUGAAGAUGGCAACCGGCCAGUAUCCUUUGACAGUUCUAUCAAGAAGAAUGAAAUUCAGUCUCUGGAUAUAUUGAGCGAUGACGAUAUGCCUGAAAUGUGCGACAGUGAGAGAUUGCAAUCAGAGAGAGAAUCUAAUUCCCUUGGAAUCAGAGAUUAUUUAGAUAUAGAUGCAGAAAAAAUAGUAGUGCGAAAAAGUUUGUUUUCUGAUGAGACUAUUGAAGAUUUGCUAUUUGGAGACAAUAAUCAUACAUCCUCCACUUCUCACCGGAUGGUUGAUGAUUUCGAUGAUGAUGCACAGAGAAUCAAUGAGCUAAUUGUUCCUCCCUCACAUGAAGAAUCGGAGACCAAUAAGAAGCAUGAUGAAAAGAUUUUGGAUGGUUCAGUUUCCUCACUUGACACUACAAGACAUGCGUCGCAAUCAGAUAUGGUCAAGAAUGUUAUGAAUGGGAAUGUAAGCGAAGAAGAAAGGAAGGAAAUUGAAAAGAUACAACACAUUAGGGUGAAGUUCUUGAGACUUGUCCGCCGACUAGGACUUACUCCAGAAGAUCCUAUAGCUGCUCAAGUGUUACAUCGGUUGGUUCUUGCUGCAGGAGAACACGUUAGACAAGUGUUUAGCAAUGAGUCUGCUGAGAAAAUGGCGGUGCAACUUGAAGAAGUAGAGGGCAAAGAUGAUUUAGACUUUUGCUUGAACAUUUUAGUUAUCGGGAAAAGCGGGGUUGGAAAAAGCGCAACAAUUAAUUCUCUUUUUGGAGAGAAGAAAAUUCGAAUUAAUGCAUUCGAGUCUUGUACAAAUAAAAUUCAGGAGGUUAUUGGGAAAAUUGAUGGAAUUAAGAUAAGAAUUCUCGACACACCAGGUCUCGGAACAUCUCCGAAGCAAGAAGCUACCAACAGGAAAAUUUUAGCAUCAAUUAAGAAAUUGAUGAAGAAGUUUCCUCCUGAUGUCGUCCUCUACGUUGAUCGUUUAGACACGUAUAGAGAAGCCGCAAGUGAUUAUCCAUUGUUAGCCUCAAUCACUAAUACUCUGACUGCAUCACUAUGGCGAAACGCCAUUGUUACUCUGACUCAUGCUGCUGCUUCACCCCCUGAAGAAGCAUCAUCUGGUUGUUCACCCUUAAGUUUUGAGGAGUUUGUUGCUAAACGGUCUCAUAUUGUUCAGCAAGCUAUCGGACUCUCAGUUGGGGAUACGCGACUAAUGAAACUGACUAUGAUGAAUCCCGUGUCUCUUGUUGAGAAUCACCGGUCGUGUUUGGCGAACGAAACAGGAGAACAUGUCCUUCCGAAUGGACAAAACUGGAGAUCCCAAUUAUUACUAUUAUGUUACUCACUCAAGAUAUUAUCAGAAGCGGGUUUUAAGAGCAAGCCUCGAGAUCAUUUUUAUCGACAACCUCUCGAUCAUCCAUUGUUGGCUUUAUCCGAUUCCGAUGAACAUGAUUACAACCAGGUACAGCGUAGAGGCAGAUUCCGUGUAACGACAGAUUUACAGGCUCAGUUCUCCGUUGCUCGGAAUUUGAAAAUGUGUAUUCAAAUUGGAAUGAACAAUAAGCAGAAUGAGCAGGUUAUGAUCAAGACUAGUAGCUCGGAACUACAAGUUGCUCUUAUAGUAAUAUCGAUUUUAAGGAGUCUCUGUUACGUUUCUUCUGACUCAAGAAACUCGAACCUGUGAGAUUACUAGUGAAUGUUUUUAGUUGCAGUUCAAAUUUGUAGGGUUAAUGAUUUAGAAAAGGAUAGUUAUGGUAGUUAAAUACUUCAAGAGUUUACAGACAUAACUCUGUUUCAUCUGUAAGACAUGAAAUUUAGUUUUGUAGUUUAUGGAGAUGCUAAAAUAUCAAAGUGGUACCUGCAUUUUCUUA